UCAGUCAACACAAGUCUCCUCCGACCCUCCCCAAUGGUCAAAUUCGCGCACUUGCCUACGUCGCCAUUGUUAUAAACGCAAACUCCACCUUUUUCAAUCAAUCGUACACAUCACAUAUCUCUCUCUCUAUCUUCGAAUCCCCGAAGAUGGUUCUUGUAGUAUAAAGAUCGUAUCUGAAGCUUAUUAAAGGGGGAUUUUGUGUUAAUCAAGGAAUUGGAGCUUUUACAGGUGAUUAAUUUGAGCUCGGAUUGAGUUUUCUAGGGUUUAGAUUGUUUCUUCUAGGGUUUUGCUGGUUUUUCCCCCGAAAUUUGGCGAAUUUGGUGAAUUUGGUCUUUGGGUAUUCGCUAUUUAGUUCCGAUUAUAGCGAUUGCUGUAGUGAUGUGGGUUUGAUGCGGGAGAUUGAGUUGGGAUUGUACAGUGGGUGUCGUUUCGCUUGUGGUUUGGAGAAGAAUUAGGGCAGGAUCUGGUGAUUUGUGUUCUUUGCCGGUGAUGUGCGUCAAUUUUUGAGUUUGAGAUGCUUUUGAGAAUUUAGUGAUGAACUAGGGCAAGUAAACAAACUGGAAUAGUUCUUGAUUGAGGACGUGCUUAAUGGUAUAGAAGAGGACUUUCUGCUUAUCUUUCAUGAACUAACUUAAAGGAAAAGCUACAAAAAGGCAAAAAGUGAAAAUAUCAUAGUUGUACACUGGAGUCAGAUCAUGUUAUGCUAGCUACUCCAGGAAUGUUUCUUGUAUUUACCUUCAUUUGUCCUUGCUUUGGAUCGAAAAGGACGGAUAUAAGUGAGGAUCCGGUUUUAGCCAGAGAUAUGAAUUCAAUGGAUUCUUCUGAACUGAGAUCAUCUUCUGAUAGAAUUCCUGGAACUCCACUGCGAGUGCCUCCAAGUCCUUCUAGAUUUUCAUUGUCGCAACAACCAACCGCUAUUGGGCCACUGCAUCUGAGUAUCAAUCAGAUUAUUAAAAUUACUCAUAAUUUUUCACCUGCAAAAGUAAUAGGCGACGGUGGCUUUGGAACUGUUUACAAAGCUGACCUUCCUGAUGGGAGGCCUAUUGCUAUUAAAAGGGCAAAAAAGGAACACUUUGCUGCUUUACAUGAGGAAUUUAGAAAUGAAGUUGCACUGCUCACCAAAAUCGAACAUAGGAACUUAGUCAAAUUACUUGGUUACGUUGAAAAUAAAAGUGAACGAAUUAUCAUUACCGAGUAUGUUCCAAAUGGCACUCUUAGGGAGCAUUUAGAUGGUCAGCAUGGGAGGAUUCUGGACUUCAGCCAACGGCUGGAAAUAGCCAUUGAUGUUGCUCAUGGACUGACUUAUCUCCACCUUUAUGCAGAGAAGCCUAUAAUCCACCGUGACGUGAAAUCAUCAAACAUUCUACUAACAGAUAACUUUAGAGCCAAGGUGGCGGACUUUGGGUUCGCAAGGACAGGUCCAACAGAAGCCGACCAGACUCACAUUGAGACCAACGUGAAAGGAACAGCCGGGUAUGUCGACCCAGAAUACCUGAGGACGAACCAUCUCACCAUUAAGAGUGACGUGUUCUCUUUCGGUAUAUUGCUCUUGGAAAUUCUCUCUGCUCGCCGCCCCGUAGAGCUGAAGAGAAGUCUUGCUGAGAGGAUUACUGUCAGAUGGGCUUUUAACAAGUAUAACACAGGCCAAGUGAGGGACAUAUUGGACCCUUUGUUACAGGAAGUAGUACAUGAGGAAAUCCUGAAGAAGAUUUUCGGUUUGGCUUUCCUCUGCACUGCUCCUACCCGAGGCGACAGACCUGAGAUGAAAGAAGUCGGCGAGCAGCUUUGGAAGAUAAGGAUGGACUACCUGAGAAGUCGCGGGAGACUAUGAAGUUGUUUUUUCUCAUUGAAGUUAAAAUGUUGAUAAGAUAUACCUUUCAUUUUUUUUAAGAACAAAGUUAGGGGUGUUCUUAGUCCAGGUUGUUGUUUUUCUUGUACUUUUGUGUGGAGGACAAAACCAUUGGUGCUGUAGAGGUUUGUGAGCUGUUGAUGCUAAUCCACUGCUUUUUUGAGACCCUUAAUUUGGAUGAAAACUGUAAAACAUGUUACAAAUUGGUCUAUCAGGCUAAGGUGGUGUUUGACCUUGCUUUUGGAAAGUAA
Ananas comosus (pineapple) is the source of this 2100-nucleotide messenger RNA. RefSeq names its product calmodulin-binding receptor-like cytoplasmic kinase 3. Bases 701 to 1831 code for a protein of 376 amino acids. Lineage: Eukaryota; Viridiplantae; Streptophyta; Magnoliopsida; Poales; Bromeliaceae. The record is from RefSeq and is a predicted model, not a curated record. The transcript is spliced from 8 exons. Gene Ontology annotation, molecular function: protein kinase activity; ATP binding. Gene Ontology annotation, biological process: protein phosphorylation.